CAAUCUAACACUCACGGAAAGUUGAGAAGUGGAAUCAACGCCACUGCGCAUGUCUGCUCUCCCAGGGCUCCUUGCUGCUGCCUCCGCAUUAUGCGCAUGCUCUUUAUGAUUGUGGAGAUGGUGUGCAUUGGAGCUUAAUUUUUCUUAAAACAUUUACAAACAGUUUUUUUAAGGUGUCCAUUUGCUUUUUCCUCUGUUGAGGUACAUAAAAUAAAAUACACAAAUAUUGGUGUGCAGCUCGAUGCAUUUUGAUGUGUACACACCCCCAUGACCAUCACAAGACCAAGACCGGGACACCAGACAUUCCCACGGAUUUUUCCCAUUCACCUGCUUCACCCAUUCCCCCACCCCCACCCCAGGCAGCCACCGGUCUGCUCUCUGGGUCUGUGAGCCUGUUUGUGUUUUGUUUGUCCAUUUGUUGAUAUAAAUAUGUUUUUUGAUUAUGAUGGUUAGCAUCUCAUGUUGGGAGAUUUCCCUUCCCUCCUCAGAGAGCCUAGGGCCUCGUCUUACUCUGCUACACAGAGCAGCGAGCUGUGGCAGCGAGCAGGUCGGCACCCAGCUGCGGGUGUUCCCUGUCUGGCCUCACUGUUAAGGCUCCCGCCCCUCUCAGGUGCGGCUGCAGGCACAAAGGAGGAGCUGGGCUCUGCAGAAGAGCCCCUGCAACCGCUCACUGCUGCCCUGCGGGAGCUCAGAGCCAUGAUGACAGACCCGAGCCAGCAUGACGCUCUGUCUGCUCAGAUGGCAGUGAUUUCUGAAAGGCUCAGCUCUGCCUUGGGUCUCCAUGAGGGUGAUGGCGUCCUUGCUGCAGAACAAAAGGUCGUCGAUCUCCUGCUGAACUCUUUCUGUCAGAACCUAGUGGUAGCCUCCAGCUUCGCCCUGCCAGACAGGUACAGGCUGGAGCUUCACUGGGUGCUUGCAGCUGCCUCGGUGCUCUGGGGGAGCCCCCAUG
Manis javanica (Malayan pangolin) is the source of this 949-nucleotide messenger RNA. The record is from RefSeq and is a predicted model, not a curated record. Lineage: Eukaryota; Metazoa; Chordata; Mammalia; Pholidota; Manidae.